Molecule: messenger RNA, 761 nt
Organism: Westerdykella ornata
Lineage: Eukaryota; Fungi; Ascomycota; Dothideomycetes; Pleosporales; Sporormiaceae
Exons: 1
Coding region: 193-687 (164 amino acids)
Source: RefSeq, a predicted model, not a curated record
GUUGAGAGGUCGGUGAUCCAACGAGCGAGUCUGGGAAACUAAACCUAAAUGAUCGACGAAAAGGAGGAGCCUCUGUUGCGCGAGAUGGCCGAAUCGCGAUAUUGGCGCAAGAUAUGAGCGGUGACAGAAGACGGAACGUUCACUGAGUAUGCUUGUGCAUUGUUGUUCUCAGAUGGCUUCAGAUGGGUUCAGAUGCGGUAUCCGUACCAGAAAGUUCGAGACAGCCCAGGAAAAAUCGCAUGCUCCGCCAAACUCUAUGUGCACAUGAAGAAGUUCGUCACGGCCAACGCAAGAUAUGUGCUGAAUGCACGAGAUUUACCCAGGACUGCAGGUCAACGGAGCUGUCGAGCGAUUGGGGUUGAAGGUUUCGCCGCGUCGUUUGGCUACCACCGUUGCUCAAAGAAUCUCUCAUUGACCUCGUUUUUCACUCAACCUAUACGCACACAUAACAGCAGUCAGGGGUGGUACAUAUUGGUACGUUGGGUGUUCAGGGGCUAUUUUGGGCAUAUUCUAUCGUCCCAAGAGAGCUCGCCGCAAGUGGGAGACUGCGAGACGAGUGAAGGUACAGAGAUGAACCAAUAUGAGCAAAGUGGCCCCUACGGUCUCGCGAUGAAAAGAACAAAGAGAUUGAGACACGGCCUCUUUGACUCAUCAAUUUUAGAGUUCAUGACACAACCCUAUCUGUGAAUGGACGAAGUGUUGUUUGCUCUCUGCAUGCCGAUGUAUUUUUUACUAAAAGAUUAUAUAAGGGUGCAUUGAAA